AGUCAUGUCAAUUGUUAAUCAGGCUUCCAGUUUUUUGUGUUCUUCAGCUUCAUCUAUUUCCUCUUCAUCUUCAUCUUCUCAUAGAGAUUUAACUAGAGCUUCUAUCCAUUUCCCAAAGAUUAAAACAAAUAAUCUAAGCACACUCAUUCCAAAGAUCCAAUCAAACAUCGGUUUGGUUGAAGAAAUGGAGUUUUCAAGAAUUCCACCAAAGAAACAAAACCAAAACAACCCUAAAAUGUCUCAUGAUCCUGAAGUAAUGGAGAAGCUUUACGUGAUAUUGGAGGCUGUUUCGGACCGUGUAGAGAUGCAUAAGAACAUUGGAGAGCAAAGGAAUAACUGGAACAGCCUGCUGUUAACAUCUAUCAACACCAUUACUGUUACAGCAACAACUAUGGCUGGCAUUGCAUCUGCUAUAACUAGUGUACCUGGUGCACCCUUGGAAGCUCUUAAACUUUCAUCAAGUUUCUUAUAUUUAGCAGCCACUGGGAUGUUGAUUAUCAUGAACAAGAUCCAACCAUCCCAACUGGCUGAAGAACAAAGAAACGCAGCAAGGUUGCUCAAGCAACUCGAAAGCGAAAUCAAGACGAAGAUUGCGAUAAGCAAUCCUUCUCUUAGUGAUGUAAAUGAUGCUAUGGAGAAAGUUUUGGCUAUAGAUAGAGCAUACCCUCUUCCUCUACUUGGUGUCAUGCUAGAAAAGUUUCCAGCCAAAGUGGAACCAGCGGUUUGGUGGCCUGAAAAACGCAGGACAUCUUCCAAACGGUGUCACGAUAAAAACGGUUGGAGUGUGGAACUUGAGGAAGAGAUGAGAGAGAUCAUUAGGGUUUUGGAGAUUAAAGACAAAGAUGAUUAUAUAACGUUAGGUGAAAAGGCCUUGAAACUAAACAAAGGUUUAACCAUAGCUGGCCCUCUAUUAACCGGCUUAGGAGCCAUUGGUUCGGCCUUUCUUGCAUCUUCUCCUCAUAAUUCUUGGGCCAUGGUGCUCGGGGUCAUGGGUGGUGCAAUGGCAAGCGUUGUAAAUACCAUACAACAUGGUGGGCAAGUUGGGAUGGUGUUUGAGAUGUAUCGAAGCAAUGCUGGUUUCUUUAAGAUGAUGGAAGAAUCAAUAGAAUCAAACUUGAAGGAAAGAGAUUUUGAUAGUAGAGAGAAUGGUGAAGUUUUUGAGAUGAAGGUGGCAUUGCAGCUUGGAAGAAGUUUAUCUGAGCUUAGAGAUGUAGCAGCUUCAUCUUCAAGAUUAGGCAGUGACAUUGAAGAGUUUGGUAGCAAGCUUUUCUAAUUAAGUAUUGUAGUCCAGAAUGUAAUUGAUCUUUUGAUUAUUUUUCUCAUGAUGUAUAUAAUUAACUAAAUCAUGAAGAUGUAAAUUGUUUGAUAACUUUGUCAAGAUUUGUCAUUUUGUU
Helianthus annuus (common sunflower) is the source of this 1394-nucleotide messenger RNA. RefSeq names its product probable F-box protein At4g22030. Lineage: Eukaryota; Viridiplantae; Streptophyta; Magnoliopsida; Asterales; Asteraceae. The transcript has a single exon. The coding region runs from base 5 to 1273 and encodes 422 amino acids. The record is from RefSeq and is a predicted model, not a curated record.